AUGAGAAGCGGCGGCGCGAGAUCCCUCUUACCUAAUCAUCGUUCCUGCGGGAAUUGGCGCUUGCGCUUCGACCUAGGACCAAUAAGUCUCAACUGGUUUGAAGAACUCAGUUCAGAAGCUCCACCUUAUUCUGUUAAAAUAACAGAGGACCAUGAACAUAAAACUGACCAUUUGGAUCAAAGUACUUUUAAAACACCACGGGCGAAGCUGUCUGCAAGUGGCCUAACGGCAUCAACUCCAAUGAUUUUUAAAGAACAGAAUAAAACUGUACAACUAUUUUCUUCUCCUAUAAAAGAAACUGGCAAGAGCAACACAGAAACAGAUGGAAAUUUUAAUGAAACUUGGAGGAUGAGGGUACAAGUGGAUCAAUCAAGUGAUACAGCAGAUCCUUCUAGUUCCUGUCUCCUUGCAAGUCCUGCCUUUGUAAGAGAAACGUGUGGAACACCACAGGGUGCCAAAUCUGUGCUAGGACGAAGCUUGUUGGGUACACCAAAUCUUUUUGAGUUUCAAACACCAAAAUGCAUUUCUGAGAGUUUGGGAGCAGAAGCAGAUCCUGACAUGUCUUGGUCGAGUUCACUAGCAACACCCCCUACACUUUCUCCAACAGUCAUAAUAGAGAGAGGGAAUAAUUCACUUUCUGGAACAAAGCAGCAUAAUGAAAGGAUUGAACUGAUCAUGUGUAGCCUUUUCUCUAAGUAUGGUAGAAGUCUCAAGAAAAAUAGUAUGAAUAGGGAAUCUGCAUCAAGACUUGAAAGUUUCUGUGCAGAAUCUGACUGUAAAACUCAUAAUUUUAAAGUAUUAUUAAAUGGAUCUUCUGGUAAGAACAUGCCUCUCAGUAAGUUAGAUGGUUGCAAAAUGGCACCAGAUAAUCCAAAGGAUGGAGAUAUGUAUGACAGGAUAAAAAGUGAUACUUCUGCAUGUCUCUGCAGCAGCAAAAUUUUGCUAAGAAAAGUAAAAACAGCCCAACAGAGUAAGAACAUGAGUUUUGAUAAAACAAAAUGUGAUGAAUCUCAGGAAAACAAUGAAGCAAUUACAGAUUCUAAAGACAGAAGUAUAGCAAAAUAUGAAAAAGAGUUAAUUUCUUCCAAAUGUGAUUUUCAAAAAAUGAUGACUCCAAUUAACAGACCACAAAAGCAUUCUGAAAAUCAGAAGAGUAUAGUGAGAGAGGAGGAAAUAUCAUCUUUGCCGAGUUCAUGGUCUCAGUUGGACUUGUCUGAUCUUCAAAUAACACAGCUUGAAAAAGAGGCCUCAUUGUGUACUGGUUCCUCAUUUGACAGUAAUGAACCAUCUGUUUUGAAAAAAUAUAUUGGUACCAAAACACUGGAGUCAUUUACGCUAAACACAUCAACUCAUAUAGAAGGUCAGAAGUUACUGAACAUCAGCUUUCCAGAAAAAGUGCCACCUCCUGAAACCUCUCCAUCAGCUGUAGCUAUUUUGAGCAAGAAAUGCCCACCACUGGUGGAAGUCUGUAAGCCUGAGGAAGCUUCUUUUGUAAGUGUUUCAGAGGAUGAUUCUUUCUCAGUAGAAAACACAACUUCAGCAGAUCUUUCAGAAGUCAAUAGCAGUUGCUGUAGUGAUUACUUAGGAGAAAAUUGUAAAAUGCCAUGUGGCCCUCUUCAGGUUAAUAUUUCAUCUGCAACUGCUAGAGAUGGCAGAGGACUCACAAAGUCAGGCUUGAAUGCCAUGAGUAAAAUUUCCAGUUUGAAAAGACGUCCUAAAAAGUUUAUUUACACCAUAAAUAAUACUGCUUAUCAGAAAGAAGGAAUAAUGCAUAGAGAUGGAUCUUCAGCUUGUCUUCCAGUCUGCCCAGAUUUAAAAUCUUGUCUCUCUGAAGUUUCUGAAUCACUCAUCAAGAAUGAUGGGCAAAUUGAAAAAAAUUCAGAUAUUAAGCAUUCUAUUGAAGAGAAAUCAGAAUUAGAGGACAACAAAAAUUAUAUUCUUACUAAUGGUUUUUAUGAAACUCCAUGCAACAAAAGUAUUAGCACAGAAAGUGAUUUUACCUCAGUUUCUUUCCUGAAAGACAACAAAAAAGAAAACACUGGUCCCAGUCAUAUGGCCGCUAAUCAUCCAAUAGAGAAAAGUGAAAACAAGUUCUGUGUGAUUAAUCCAAAGGAGGCUUCAGAUAGUGAGAACAGUGGAAAUUAUUUCAGUCUCACAAAUUUUAGUACAUUGCCAGAAGCAGAUCUUGAGGAAUCUGCAUCAUCAAUACAAGCAUCAAAAAAAGGAAAUAAACAAGCAGACCUGGAAUUAAUUACACAACAUUCUUUCUCAGUCUGCACUCAAAUGCCUGAACUUGGACAUCAGUCAAAGAAAGUGCUCAAACCUACUACAGAUGAAUCUUCUGAACUUAUAAUACCAUCAAAAAACUUAAAGACUAGGCAACUUCUUCUCUUAGACUCAAAAGAAAAUGCCAGUGCUAGCAGGCAGAGCUUGUUAGAAUGUAUAAAUCACAGCAAAACACAAAACUUCAGUUGUUUCAAAACAGCAUCUUAUAAACAAAUAGAACUAUCUGAUAACAUCAUUAAGAAAGGGAAAUUGCUGUUCAAAGACAUAGAAGAUCUGUUUGUCGAGGAUUUUCCUAGUGAUGAAACACAGAAUAUUUCAAAUCAAAAUACAGAGACACAUCCUGAGGUUUUUUCACUUGGGAGAAAUGAAAUUAAUGAGAACCCAUCUAAUUUGUCACUUGUUUCUGAUUCAUUGGUGAAUUGUGCUCAGUUCAAUGAUACCCAAAACAUUCCUCCUGAACGUGACAACAUUUCUUCUCAGAUUAUGCUUAAAAAUCAGCAGUUUGGUGGGAGACCACAUUUAACAGCAAGUCAAGAAGCUGAAGUUGCUGAACUCUCUAACAUACUGGAAGAAAGUGGAAGUCAGUUUGAUUUUACACAGUUUAGAAAACACAAGACUCUCAUAUGUGGUAAUGCUUGUGAGCUGAGUGGAACUUUUGAUAAAAAUGGUGUGAAUUCUGAAGUUUGGACAGAUAUUGAUUUUGAGGAAAGCACUGAAGAAAAAACUCAAAGAAGCAAUCAUGUAUCUCCUAAUAUACAUAUCAGCAUAGCUAAGGAAUCCAAUGUGCAUAUACAAAAUGGAGAAGAGAUUAUAUCGACAAAUUCAAGCGGUAAACAAAACAGACAUUUAGUUCCGAUCAUUUCAGCACCUUUGCAGUGUGAUAUUUGGAGCUUCGGUUCACCUGGAGGCAAAGAGAUAAACAGAGCUGCAAAAUCAGGCAGUGAUGUGAAAGAAGUAGAUGAAAUGCUUGAGCCUUCUCAGAAAACAAAUUUUCAGACUGAUUGUUCAAACAGAUAUAAUAGUUGGUGUAACUAUGUGAAAAAAGGAGACAUUGUGGUGCAUCAGAGAGAUAAAGCAAAUCCUGAUUGUACGACUAAAAAUAAUUCAGAAGAUACAGUCGUCUCUAUGCAAGAAACUAUAGAUAAGUCAAAAUAUCUAAACUGUAAUAAAAGCAAUAUCAUCCAGAUUACUCAUACUACAGAACUUAACCUAAAAAUUGUUAAAAAAUACUCUGUUCAUGUUACAGGAAGUGAUCUGUCAUCUACUGAAAAGAAGUACAACCUGCUAAAUGCUCAUUUUGUAAAUUGUGGAGAAACUCAAUGUAAUUACAAUUUGCAGGAAACUUUGUCUGACUUGACAUGUUUAACUGAAGUUGCUAAAACUGAAAAAGAGUCCAUUGUGCAUCAUGCAGAUGAAAAAGUAAACCUUAACUGUAAUCAAGAAGAAGAAGGAAUAAAUAAUCCAGAAAGUGGUUAUUUAUUACAGAAUGUUCAUUUUGUUGCUGAUAGGGAAACAGUUGCAGAAAGGAAUAAAAUGUAUCAUUCAUUGGCUGGCUUCCAUGCAGAAGAAGAACUAGGUGACACAUUUUCUUGUAAUGGAAUAACAGGUGCUGAAAGUCCGAAAGGAGCAAUCACUUCUGUGACAAAGAGGACUGUGUUAAAUCAAAAUGACUCCUUUUGUGGCACAAACUAUAAAGAAGCCUCUGAAACCAGAAAAGAAAUGCAAAUUAGCGCAAAGGGUUUUCAGACAGCUAGUGGUAAGCCUGUUAUAAUUACUGGUGAAUCUUUAGCUAAAGCAAGGCACCUUCUUUCAGAAGAAACUCUUUUCCUUCAGAGGCAGGAUACUGUUGGUAGCCUUACCGUACCUAGUCUUGAGACUCCAACAAAAGAGAAAAGACAUGAGAAAAUAGACAAGUUGAGGAAAGAGUUUAGAAAAGGAGCUGAACAACAAAGAGAAGUUCUACAUUCUGAUAGGAAUUUUGAAAAGCCUUUGAAUCUGUUGCCAACCACAGUUACACAGACAGAGACGCUUGAAAUUCCAAAAGAACAUUGUUUGGGUUUGACUGUAUCUGAGGCAGAUUUGGUAUUUCAUACCCAACGGGAGAAAAGGUAUACUGCAAAUGAAGGAUUAUUGGGAAAGGACUAUCUGCCACAUUUAUCAAGGAAAAAUUGUAUUUCGCAAUCUGUAUUUAUUGAUUCUGGUGUUCAGCAUUUGUCUGUUGCAGAAGGCUUGGAUAUUGCUGCAAAGCAAGAUCUUGACCACCCAUCAUCGAGAUAUACAAAUAAUGUAUUCAUUUCCAACAUUAAAGAGAGUCUUGAUUCUUUGGAUUUACCUGUUGGUACUUCUUUAGAAGCUAGUUACCUGGAUUUAAAUAAUAAGCAUUCUACAUUGAACCAUUCUCAUCACACAUGCAGUGAGACAGAUUCCCUCCCAGAGAAUUUGACUUGUAUUUCUGAAGAAGCAACUUCAAAAAGCUUUAAUGCAGAAAAUGAUUUCAGUCUUUUUGGAGAAACUGAUCGAAUUGAAAACUCAACAACAAGGAAAUGUACCUUAAAAUUGCAGGAUACCAACAUCAUACAAAAAUAUGCUGCUCCUGAAACAACAGCCUCAUCUUCUAGACUAUUGAAAGCUAGACCAGGUACAUUCAGUACAGCAAGUGGUAAAACUAUUGAAAUUUCCCGAGAAGCUCUGAACAAGGCCAGACAGUUGCUUCAUGAAGACUGUUAUAAAUCUGCGGAACAGAACAUGACAUCUCAGUCAGAAACAAAGAAACAUAAUAUCUUAGAAAGUUGUUCUGAUUCUUCUGACAGUAGAAAGCAUGUUAGUUCAGAUUAUUUAAGUCUAGAAAAAAUUUCAGUGGAAAAAUCAGUAGAACCUAAUGGUCCUAGAGCCAAAGACUAUUGUGAAAAUGAUCAAGCAUUGCCAUCCACUGCUUCCAUCUUAAUGGAUACUAUGCUUAAAUCAAGUUGUCAGACCCCAAAUCUUCAAAAGAGUGACAAAUGUUUUGAUACUUCUCCCUCUAUGAAGCUGACCUGUACAAAGGCAAACAUUUCCACAGAUAAUAAUAUGUUUUUUAGCACAGCAAGUGGAAAACCUGUCAAGUUAUCAGAGGAGUCAUUAAGAAAAGCCAGAAUACUUUUUUCUGAAAUGGAAAAUGAUUCACCACUUCAUCAGAGUCAUGUAUCUGAUGGUAAUUACAGUUAUGAUGAAGUAUCUUCUGCAAAGAAUAAAGCAACUCUUAGGGAUAACAAACCACUCAUGACUCAAGGAAAAAGUGUUCAAAAUAUCAAAGUAAAUUCAAAUAUUCCUUGCGGCUUCAGCACAGCAAAUGGAAAACAAGUCUAUAUUUCUCAGAAAGCUAUCCAGAAUGUUAAGGGACUCUUAAAAGAAUUCACUGAUGACAUUGCCGAUAAUGGUGUCUUUGCUGAUCAACAGAGCUUGGGGCAAGGUCAUCUUUCAACUAUAAAAGCUCCUGCUGAGGAUCCUAAAUUGGAAGACCAGCUAUAUUCAAAAUCUAAGCCACAGGAUAAAGAUAAUGGUCUCAAUUUGACCAUAAAGAAUCCUAAUAAAACGAUCUGUAAAAACCUGUUAAUGUACAAUUCACAUAAUGAAGAAUAUAAGCAACAAACAGGAUUGGGAGAAAGUUCUGUAUGUUUGAAAGAGAUCAAGCCUUUGAAGACAGCCCAAACAUGCCUAAGAAGAACACAAAAAAGCUAUCUAGCAAAAUGUGAUAUUGUAACAGAAAGAGGACUAGAUUUUCGUAGUCCUGUUCACUUCCAGACUCCAGAGAAUUACUUGGAAGCAGAAGCUUCUGAAAGUGCUAAAGCAUUCAUGGAAGAUGAAGAUCUUACUGAUGCAGAAGUUCAGAAAAAUAAAAAUAAAUUUGUUUUGAAUUCUGAGAAAAUUAAUAAUUUUCUGCCAUAUACAAGACCUGGAAAAAGGUGCAUGGAAAAAGAAAACAUGUUUGGAGAACCUCCUAUUAAACGAAAAUUGUUGCCUGAGUUUGAUGAAUCAGAAAGAUCCAAAAAACCAUAUCUGAAAGUCUCAACAAGUGUUCCAGAGGGUACAAUGAAUGACAGGAAAAAAUUUACCUAUGAUAUUUGUUUUAAACCAGUAAUCUGUAGUCCUUUUAGUUCUAUGAAAGAACGGCAAGAAGUGCGGAAUCCAAAUUUCACUACGUCAAAUCAAGAUCUUAAAAGGCUAAAAUCUGGUGGAUUUCAACAGCAGUUUUCAAAGCAACCUUCAACUAGAUCAUCAGAUUUUUUAAAUCAAUUUAGUAGGAUCACUACAGAAGAAGGAAAAAAAUCAGAAAAUCAUAUUGCAAAGAAACCUGUCUUUAUACCACCUUUCAAAACAAAAUCAAGGGGUUCUGAGGAUAAAAUAUGUAGUGGUGAAUACAACAAGAGUAUUAAUAGAAUGGAACAACUUAGCUCUACAAAGGUUCGUGAAAACAACAUUGAUCCAGAAAGAGAUAAUUCCACACAAAAGCCACCUGGAGAGUCGGAAUGCAGAGAAAGAGAUUCAGAUUUGACAAAAAUACUUGCAAAUCUUCAUUAUGCCAGAAAUCUACAAGAAAUGAGAAUAAUGAAGAAACGAAAGCAAAGAAUUUCCCCACAACCAGGCAGCUUAUAUCUUGAGAAAGCCUCUGCCACUUCUAGCAGAAUUCCUUUGAAAGUUGCAGUAGACGGGAGGUUCCCUGUUUCUUACCUUAGUGAACAGCUGUAUGCAUUUGGGGUUUCCAGAGAGUGUGUAAAAGUUAACAGCAGCAAUGCAGAAGAUUUUCAAUUUCACAUCCAGGAUUUUUUCAGCAGAAAAUGUUUUCUAGAAGAACAUGGAAUACAAUUGGCUGAUGGAGGAUACCUCAUUCCUAAUAAUGAUGGAAAGGCAGGAAAAGAAGAGUUCUACAGGGCUUUGUGUGACACACCUGGUGUAGAUCCAAAACUAAUUUCAAAAGCCUGGGUAUACAACCAUUACAGGUGGAUCAUAUGGAAACUGGCAGCUAUGGAAGUUGCAUUUCCACACAAAUUUGCAAACAAAUGUUUGACACCAGAAAGAGUACUACUUCAGCUUAAGUACAGAUAUGACGUGGAAGUGGACAGAAGUCGUCGGUCAGCAAUCAAAAGGAUAACUGAAAGAGAUGAUGUUGCUGCUAAAAGAAUCAUAUUGUGCAUCUCUAAAAUCAUAUCGUUAGGUACAAACAUGUCUCACAUCUGUGGCAAAAAAAGUACUGCUGAGGAGAGCAAAAAAGAAGCAGCAGUGAUUGAAGUUACAGAUGGCUGGUAUGGGAUAAGAGCUGUCUUAGAUGCUUCUCUUCAGUCACUGUUGCGUCGACGGCGGCUGACCGUGGGCCAGAAGAUUGUUCUGCAUGGAGCAGAACUGGUGGGUUCACACGAUGCAAGCGCUCCACUAGAAGCACCAGAAUCCCUUAUGCUAAAGAUUUCAGCUAACAGUACUCGCCGUGCUCGAUGGUAUGCCAAAUUAGGUUACUAUAAGGAUCCUCGGCCAUUUUGUUUGGCCUUGUCGUCGCUCCUCUGUGAUGGUGGGACUGUUGGCUGCAUUGAUGUCAUUAUUCAAAGGGUUUAUCCCAUACAGUGGAUGGAAAAAACAUCAGGAGGAUCCUUUGUGUUUCGCAAUUGUCGAGCUGAAGAAAUAGAAGCUACAAAGCAUGCUGAAAAUAGGCAAAAAAUCCUGGAAGCAUUACUUGCAAAAAUACAGGCUGAAUUGGAAAAGAAAGAAGGUGAAAGCAAAAGAGUAUUGCGAUCCCGCACAUUAACCAGACAGCAGAUUCGGUCUCUACAAGAUGGUGCAGAAUUAUAUGAGGCAAUUCUUAAUGCUGGUGAUCCAGUUUAUGUAGAGGGUUGUUUCAGUGAAGAGCAAUUAAAAUCCUUAAAUAGCCAUAGACAGAUGAUAAAUGAUAAAAAGCAAGCAGAGAUAGAAGCAGAAUUCAAGAAGGCUAUGGAAUCUGUUGAACAGGAUGAACACAGUUCCUGUAAAAGGGAUGUAACUGCUGUACUCAAAUUACGAAUUGUGGAUUACAAAAAUGAAGAAAGCAGCAAAGAAGUUAUAUUGAACAUUUGGCGUCCAUUAUCAGAUGUCUGUACCCUUCUAAAGGAAGGAAGUCGGUAUCAGAUCUUCCACAUAGUGACAUCCCAAUACAAAGGCAAAUCAGAGACUGCUGCUAUACAGCUAACAGCAACAAAGAAAACUCAGUAUCUGCAGCUGGCAGUCUCUCAAGAGGUUCUGUCACAAGUCUACAGACCAAGGGAGUGUCUCAAGUUCAACAUGCUAUUGGAUGCAACUUUCCGACCUGCCUGUUUUGAAGUGGAUUUAGUGGGAUAUAUAGUUUCUUUGAGGAAAGGAAUAGGUUCUUCUACACUAGUGUACUUGUCAGAUAAAGAUCAUCAUCUAAUAUCAGUCCAGAUCUCUGCAGAUCUUAAGCAGCUUGCUAUUGAAGACAUCAUUAUUCCUUCCAUGUUGAUCUCUGCAACUAAUCUUCAGUGGCAACCAAACUUCAAAUCAGAGAUUCCCACCGUAUUUGCUGGGAAUUUUUCUACAUUCUCCUCAAAUCCAAAGGAAGCCCAUCUCCAAGGAGAAUUUAAUGAACUAAGAAAUACUGUAGAGAAUGACACCUGUUUUGGCAAAGAUGCGCACUUCAAUCUGAUGAACUUGCUUCAGGCAGAUGACCCACAAGUGCUAAAGUCACCUCCAGAAUUUGACUUCAGUCCCUUUCCUUCUCCUUGGAAAUCUGGUGCAGGCAGUAAACAUCCAAUUACGACACCUAACAGUGAACAAAGACAUCACAGCACUUUGACAACAGAUUCAAAGCUGUUGGUUUCUUUUGGCUUGGCAAAAUCAACACCAGAACAAGAAACUCUGAGGAACUGUAAGAAGAGAAAAGCAAUGGAUAUGCUUAGUCGGGUGCCUUCUCCACCUCCAGUGAAGCCAAUCUGCACAUUUAUUUCUCCAUCUUUGAAAAGGGCAUUUCAACCACCUCGAAGCACACAGCAUGAAAGAUCACUGAAAGGGACAGAAUAUAAUGAAGUUAAAAAACCUGCCUUGCAAAAAAUCAACGACGGUGGCUUUUCUCUUGAAAAUUAUUUUGUUGCUGAUGAAGAGCUUGCAAUGAUAAAUACACAAACCUUAAGCAAUUUUCCAGAAGAAAGAGGGGUUGAUUCUGUUGAUAAAACUGUGUGUACACGACACAGUGAUUCACCCAGCAAUCUGACGCUAAGAAAUAAUUCUUUCCAGACUGCUGAUAGAAAAAAUAUAUCGGACACUACAAAAGCAGCUGAGACUCCUGCAAAGGAGACAAAUGGAACGAAAAAUUUAUUAGCUGUUCAGAGGGAGUUGCAAAGGCAAGGGAAGUGAAAAUACUAAUGUUCUUGUAUGUUUCCCAUAUGUUUUAAUAUUUAAAUGACCUUUUAAUACUUUGAACAUUGUGAAUGUCUACACAGAUCUGUUUGCAUGUUGCAUAUAUUUCAAUUCAAAAUAAAGACCAGAGAGAUGGUGUAUCCUUCCAAAAAGAUGAAGUCUUAUGGAGGUGCAUGCUACCAGUUCAACAAUGACACUAAUUUUAAUAUUGUUACUGGUUUCAUUUAUUUUUAUCUUAAAUAUCAGAACAUUUAUUUAAAAACUGAGUCACAUUUCCAAAUUCUCAUGGUGUGCACUCUACAGAAGUGUAUGGGACAGUGCAUCAGAAGUCUGGUGGACAGGUAUUGAUAUGAUAUUUCAACACAUUUUCUUUAAAAAAACAUCAUGCUUAUUCUCUUCCUAAGGACACACAAAGAAGUUGACAAUAUUUGGUUUGGAAAAAAAAAUAUAAGAAAAUUCCUUGAUACUUUUAAGAUUUGCUACAGAAAGAAUUUGAUGGCAAGGGUCAAUGAUACAUUUAUUAGACCACUUUUAAAAAAUCACAAACAUGACUGCUUUCAGCUCCAUUAGAGGUCUUUAUUGGGUUGGGCAUCACAGAGCUGUCAAUGGUGGAGGGAGGAAAAAAAAAUUCCAAAAAUUGGCCAGAUGUGCAUGCCAGGUUCUUUUGUUAAAAGUAACUUUCAAAAUGAAGGUU
Messenger RNA from Pogona vitticeps (central bearded dragon), 10351 nucleotides. The record is from RefSeq and is a predicted model, not a curated record. NCBI's taxonomy places the organism in Eukaryota, Metazoa, Chordata, Lepidosauria, Squamata, Agamidae.